Brugia malayi is the source of this 534-nucleotide messenger RNA. RefSeq lists its product as uncharacterized. The coding region runs from base 1 to 534 and encodes 177 amino acids. Lineage: Eukaryota; Metazoa; Nematoda; Chromadorea; Rhabditida; Onchocercidae. The transcript has 6 exons. The record is from RefSeq and is a predicted model, not a curated record.
AUGAUAAGAUGUGAAGAGUGGAGUAUGAUGGGAUGUGAUUUAGGAACAACAUUACCGCCAUUUUCAUUAGCCAAACUGACAGAUUCUCUUCUAAUAUAUCCAAUUAAAGUGGGCGCAGAUGAAACAAUGACAGGUAGUCAUGAACCACUUGGAAAAUUGAGAUGGGAGGUGGGGCAGGCGACGGAAUUCUUCAUGCUCAUUCCACGCAUUCCACCCGUGUCUGUUCAGCAGUGUCGUGUCCCGUCGAGAUUGCUUUUUCGGAAGGUUCGUUCUCGAGCCUACGGCGCUCGCUCGUUCCUCUCGCGACGUAACUGCGAAAGUGUUGACGAGAGCGCCAGCGUCGUCAUCGGCUUUGAAGCGGAAAGAUUUGCGUUGCAGGCGGUAAAGAACAGUGUUAUUGCUGAAUGUGAAGAAGAAAAUCUUUAUUUUGAACUUUCUCAAAAUAUCUCGAGAAUGAUGUCUUACCUGAUAGAUCAGGAUGUACUUCUGGAAGUGCCUCUCUCUAUCGAUAUAUUGUUUAUCCGUACUUCCUGA